Limulus polyphemus (Atlantic horseshoe crab) is the source of this 696-nucleotide messenger RNA. RefSeq names its product adult-specific rigid cuticular protein 15.7-like. The transcript has 2 exons. Gene Ontology annotation, cellular component: chitin-based extracellular matrix. The annotation marks the transcript as partial. The record is from RefSeq and is a predicted model, not a curated record. NCBI's taxonomy places the organism in Eukaryota, Metazoa, Arthropoda, Merostomata, Xiphosura, Limulidae. Gene Ontology annotation, molecular function: structural constituent of chitin-based larval cuticle.
AAAAUGGAAUACCACUGCUGUUGAGUCUAAUACUGGCAACAAACGCUGGCUAUUUACCAUACUAUGGACAAGCUCCCCACGCCUUGCGGGUAGUCAGACCUAAUGUAUUAGUUCCAGAACCACCUUCUGCUCCGAUUCCUUACUCCUUCUCCUACACUGCUGAUGCUACGGGUGGAUCCAGCUCCCGUUCCGAGAGCGGAGAUGGCUUCGGUGCCGUUAAAGGAUCAUACAGUAUGACAGGAGCAGAUUGGCAACGACGCAUUGUUCAGUAUACAGCUGAUGCAUCUGGCUUCAAACCCCAGAUUUCAACCAACGAGAUCGGUACUGACCCCAGCAAGAGUCCAGCUGACACUACGAUCGACUCACUUCCUGGUGAAGUGCAGGCUCCAGCUGUUCCGUCUCUUGUUAAAUUAUUCAAACCUUUCCCUCGAGUUUAUCACCAUCCUUUCCCACAUGGUUACCAUGACUACCGCUACUCCUGGUAACAAAAGAUAAAACCCUGAUCGGUAAAGUACUCCUAACCCUGAAACAACUGAUAGCUAUAUUCAGAGGUGAUAAUUCUUCUACUUUUAUAAUGUUACUACUGGAACUUGUGUACAGAUGGAUUAUUUAUAGCUUUUCCUGAACUGCUUAAUUUUCUCUCACAAAUAGUUGUUUCUUAUCUUUGACAACACGAUAUUGAAAAUGACUGUUUUA